AUGGCGCCCGAGGCAACCUAUGGUGUAAGACUUGUGAAUGGUCCAUCGCCCAGUGAAGGAAGAGUAGAGAUUUUGUACAAUGGCCAAUGGAACACCAUCUGUGAUAAUUACUGGAAUCUUGAAGAAGCACAGGUUGUUUGUCGUCAGCUUGGCUAUAGCACCGAUAAUGUCGUGGCAAGGAGUUUUGCCUACUAUGGUCAAGGUUCAGGACCGAUUCAACAAGUCCAGUGCUCUGGUUGGGAGUAUACCUUGGCGUCCUGUACUCUGACUUCAGGUUACGCAUGUGGCCAUUAUGAGGAUGCAGGAGUAAGAUGCGGUAGCGACAUUUUCACAACCUUUGAUCCAUUUCCAUGGCCAACGAUAACCACAGGCGCUGGAAUCUAUAACGUAAGGCUCGUGGACGGUCCAUCGCCCAGAGAGGGAAGAGUAGAGAUUUCAUACAAUGGCCAAUGGAACACUAUCUGUGAUGAUACCUGGAAUCUUGAAGAAGCACAGGUUGUAUGUCGUCAGCUCGGCUAUGACACCGAUAAUGUCGUAGCAUGGAGUUCUGCCUACUAUGGUCAAGGUUCAGGACCGAUUCAACAAGUCCAGUGCUCUGGUUGGGAGUAUACCUUGGAUCAAUGUACUCUGUCUUCAGGGGAUUCCAUAUGUGGCCAUUAUGAGGAUGCAGGAGUAAGAUGUGGAACAUCAGGAGCAUCUCCUCGGGUAAUCGGAUCAAUGUCAUUCGUCGGAGUGUCCUUGUUUCUCCUAACCAUCAUCGCCAUAGUUGCUGUUGUGUUCGUGUGCAGUCAACAGAAGAUUUCCCCUUCAGCAGCUAUGGGAAUGCAACAGUUAACUACUCUUACCACUAACCCUGCACCUCAACCAGCAUCAACCACGCCCAUGCCUGCACCCGUCUGCGUCGAUGUACCUGUUUAGAUGAUGGACAGAAACCCACGUUUGCUUAUUAGAAGAUUCCGACUGCCAUUCUAAAAGGUGUGCCUCACAAUUGUUUUCAGUUUUUCCUUGUGAUUGCUCUCAGUUGUAUAUACUUAUACAUUCAAAAUAAUCCAGUAUGUUAUUGUAAAUGUUACUGCUAUCGUUCCAUGGUUUCAUUAGAAUCUGGUUAGAUGUGUUAAGAGUAUUUGGAUACAGUCUGACAACUUAAAUAACAAUUGUAAUGCCACAAAAUAUAUAUAUAUUCAGUUGAAUAUUUUUUAGAUGGGAAAUGGUUAAAUAAAUGUUUAUUUAAAGUAUAUAUUGUAAAUAAAUCUGCUGAGCUUCUCAUUUAUAUCUUACUUUUAUUGUAGAAUACUAUCUAUUAAAGGAUGUUUUACAUUUCAAAAAAUUUGAUAUAUCUCGCGCAAAUAUUAUAUAUUCAAAUCAUGCGUAGCCCGUUAAACAAAAUAUCUUUCAAACGGUGUUCAAUCAUGGAUUAAUAAUUGUGCCUUAUUGCUCAAUCAGUUAUUCAAAUCACAUGCGCGAUCUUCCACAGAGUAGAUUUUCAUAAUGUCAAUUUCUUUUAAAACUUGUUAUGUUCUAUCAUAUUUGCCUUUACCCUCAUUAUGUAUUCGGUUACAAAUUAUAAUUGCUUAUCAUGAUUCAUGAACAUGAUCAUUGGAAAAAUGCCUCCAAAAGAAUCAAAAGGAACACACGUCAGUGUGUAAGUAUUGUUACUGUAAGCCAUCGCUUGAAAUAAUUCUUGUACUGGAUUAUGAAUUAUCAUGGAAAGCGCGUGAUAGAAUGAUAAUAACGAUUGCCGUAGUAAUUUACAGUAGUAUGCUGCAAUACUUGAUUAAAAGUGCGCUAAAUACUUUUUUUAUAUUAUAUCUUCUCAUUUGGAUAUAUUCUAUAUGAUUUAGGGAACACCGUCUGUUGCAGUCACAAUGGCGUUGAUCCAUAUUACUUUGAAAUUGUGCUAACGCCCUUGCGACCCCAAACAGACGUCAUGUUAAAAUAUCGUUGUACAGUGUGUCGCACGUUUUAAAUCACAACAAAAUGUGACGUAUUCAAUAGCCAUAUGCAUUAUCAAUAAUAAAACAUGACCUGUACUUUUCCUAUUUUCUACU
Strongylocentrotus purpuratus (purple sea urchin) is the source of this 2048-nucleotide messenger RNA. Its product is annotated as neurotrypsin-like. The record is from RefSeq and is a predicted model, not a curated record. Gene Ontology annotation, cellular component: membrane. The transcript has 4 exons. The coding region runs from base 1 to 918 and encodes 305 amino acids. Lineage: Eukaryota; Metazoa; Echinodermata; Echinoidea; Camarodonta; Strongylocentrotidae.